UUGCUCAUGAGCUCGACUGAGUUACCUCACUUUCUCUUUCCACUCUGCCCCUCAAAGAUCACUUUGACUCCGAUCGCUCUUCCCUUCCGUGUCGCUGGCAGCAAACCUCCUCUUAUUACAGAUUUUGUUUCGUAUCUCAUUUGGGUAUUGCGUGAUUAUGGCUUCUAUUUCGAUAUUUAUUUACCUGAACACCAUAUCCAUGACCUUAAUGGCUAACACGGUUUGAUCUUAUCAUUUUCCUCCUAAUUGCUCUUUCUUUGAUCAUCCAGGUUGUUGCUGGCAUACGUUUCCUAUGUGAUAAUAUUUUUUGGCGGUGGCGACUGCAAUAACAUGACAUCUUGGUCCAGUUUUGUUUUCAUCUUAUUUGAUUAACUCUUGAGGCUUCUGUUUUCCCGCCCUAUUCCUUUCUUUUCUUUUCUUUCUGCUUAAACUCAUCUCUCCUGUUACUCAAGCAAGCCAAGAUUUACCUGUGAUAGGCAAUCUUCUGUGCUUGUUCUUUCUAAUGGACUCUUUUUCCAAGUUGUCGGGUAUACAACAUGAUGUCUUCAUCAGCUUCAGGGGCACAGACACACGUCAUGGUUUCCUUAGCCAUUUGAGAAAGGAACUGCGGCAGAAGCAAAUUGAUGCCUACGUAGAUGACAGACCUGAAAGUGGAGAUCAAAUAUCACCGGCGCUUUUAAGGGCCAUUAAAGAAUCACUCAUUUCAUUGAUCAUAUUUUCAAAGGACUAUGCUUCUUCAAAGUGGUGCUUAGAAGAACUUGUGCAGAUUAUUGAAUGUAUGGAGAAGCAAAAACAGAUUGUAAUUCCCGUUUUCUAUAACACAGACCCCUCAAAUGUGAGACAUCAGAAAGGAUCUUAUGGAGAUGCUUUAUCGAAACAUGGCGAAUAUUAUGAGGAAAGGGUGCCAAUUUGGAGAUCAGCUUUGAAAGAGGCUGCUAAUUUAUCUGGGUUUCAUUCAUCAAAUUAUGAGGAUGAGGCUGAGCUUAUAGAAGAAAUUGCCAAAUCUUUGUCAACAAAGUUGAAUAUUUUGUACCGAGGUGACUUAACAGAUCUUGUUGGAAUUGAUGAAAGAAUUGCAGAAUUAGAAUCACUGAUGGAUGAAGGGUCAAAAGAUGUCCGUGUCAUUGGAAUUUGGGGUAUGGGCGGUAUCGGUAAGACAACCAUCGCAGCUGCAAUAUUCUAUCGAUCUUGUUUUGAAUACGAAGGGCAUUGUUUUUUGGCAAACGUGAGAGAAGAAGCUGAAAAUCAUGGCAUUAUUUAUUUGAAGAAUAAAAUGCUUUCUUCACUACUGAAGGAAAAUGAUUUACAAAUUGGCACCCCAUAUCUCAUGCCCCCUUUCGUUAGGAGAAGGCUUCUUCGAAAAAGGAUUCUGGUUGUUCUUGAUGAUAUUAGUGAUUCAGAUCACCUUGAAAAUUUAGUAGGAGCACUUGAUUGCUUUGGAUCUGGUAGUAGAGUCUUAAUAACUACUAGAGAUAAACAAGUACUUGCUAAAAGAGCUGAUGAAAUAUACGAGGUUAAGCCAUUGAUGUUUGAUGAUGCUGCUCAACUUUUUAUGUUGAAUGCCUUUGAGAAUAAUUACGUAGACAUUGAGUGGAUUAAAUUAUCAAGGAAGGUGAUUAGUUAUGCUAAAGGAAUUCCAUUGGCUUUGAAAGUUUUGGGCUCCUUUCUUUAUGGCAAAAGCAAGGAAGAAUGGGAAAGCCAACUUGAGAAGCUAAACAAAAUGCCACAUGCGAAAAUUCAAGAUGUGAUGAGAUUGAGUUAUGAUCAACUAGAUAGGGAAGAGAAGAACAUUUUCUUAUAUAUUGCUUGUUUUUUGAAAGGAUAUGAAUCACAACAAAUAAUACUUCUGUUAAAUGCCUGUGGUUUCUCAACAAUUAUUGGAUUGAGGGUCCUCCGAGACAGAGCUCUCAUAACUGAAGUUAAAGAAUCAGCUAUCAGAAAAUCAAGAAUAUUUAUGCAUGAUUUAAUACAAGAAAUGGGUUGGGAAAUUGUUCGAGAAGAAUCAAUUGAUAAUCCUGGGAACCGUAGUCGACUAUGGGAUGCUAAUGACAUAUAUCAUGUAUUAAAACAUAACAUGGGGACUGAAGCCAUUCAAAGCAUAACUCUGAAUGUGGCAAAAAUUGAAGAUCUGCAGUUAAGUCCAAAAACUUUGUCCUCAAUGGACAAUCUGAAAUUUCUCAAUUUUUAUAAAGGUGCUUUUGAAAAGGGGAAUUUACAUCUUCCCAGUGGUCUUGAAUUUUUGUCGAAUCAGCUCAGACUUUUGCGUUGGGAUGACUACCCUUCCAAGUCAUUGCCGGCAACAUUUUCGGCUGAAAACAUUGUUACUAUGAAAAUGUACAAUAGCAAACUUACAAAACUUUGGGAUGGUGUCCAGAACCUCGUGAAUUUAAGGGAGAUUCAACUUGCUGAAUCAGAGUACCUGAUUGAGCUUCCUGAUUUUUCAGAGGCUAAGCUUCUUAAAAAUGUCAAUCUUAGCUAUUGUACAAGGUUGCGUAGUGUUCAUCCUUCUGUUUUAACUCUCCCCAAUCUCAACCAAUUGAGGCUUGUAGAUUGCAAAGCCCUUACUAGCCUUACAAGCAGUGCCCCUCUAAAAUCACUUACAUUUCUCGUGCUCAGUGGAUGUUCGAGACUCCGAGAGUUUUCAGUAACAUCAGAGAAAAGGUUAGAACUGUUUCUUUCAAACACAGCCAUCAAUGAUGAACUGUGGUCAUCAAGUGGACGCCUUGGCAACAUUGAAGAAUUGAGUGUAGAUGGCUGCCAAAGUCUCACAAAUCUCCCCUACAAGUUAGUUGACCUUAGUGGUCUUCGUUCUCUUAGUAUUUCUGGUUGCAACAAGUUAGCAUCAAAUCUGCAUUUCCUAUUAAAUAAGUUACGCAGUUUGAAAAAUUUGUCACUGAAUAAUUGUAGCAGCUUAUUUGAACUGCCCGAGAACAUUAGUUUCUUGUCAUCGUUACGUGAGUUGUCACUCACAGGGUCAACUAAUCUGACAACACUGCCUGCUAGCAUCAAGCAUCUUUUGAGGCUACAAUGUCUUAGGUUGGACGAAUGCAAAAGGCUUCAAUCCCUGCCAGAACUUCCACCCUCUAUUGCACACUUGUUUGCAAGGGACUGCACUUCCCUCGAGACCCUAAAGUUAACUUCAAUGCCUACAGUCUCAUUGGAAGAUGAAGUAUGCUUUCACUUUGGAAAUUGCAUGAAAUUGGAUCGGCAAUCAAUUAAAGCUAUUGAGGCAAAAGCGCUGCUUGAGAUGGAUAAAUUAGUAUCAGCUGUUGAAACAGGCACUGCUUGGACUAUGCAGGCUCAACUUGUAUAUCCAGGAAGCAAAGUUCCAGAAUGGUUCAUGUACAGGUCAACACAGUCUUCCAUCACUGUGGAUCUCUUCUCCAUUCCACGACCUAAGGAUUGGAGUUUUAUAUUCUGUGCAGUUGUUUCUCACUCUGAAUCCUUCGUUUACUUUGAAACUGAGUGGUAUUUUAGUGAUGGCCAACAGGUUUUGGAUGAGAUUAUGUAUUACUUUUGCAAACAUAUUGGCAUCAUUCAGUCAGAUCAUGUCUGUCUCUGGUAUAUCUCAGAGCUUCCUUCACAGGUGCAAAGGAUAAUUGAAGAGAAGAAUACUGAUCAGAGCACCACUGGUCAUGAAUCAGUUGAAAUAAAAUUCAUUGUUAAAACUCCUAGUCCAGUUCCAGUUUUGGAUGUCAAGGGGUGUGGGGUAUGCCCAACGGGUGCAUCAGGAUAUCGAAAUUAUAUUCAACAAAUGGAAUCGGUGUUACAGUCACAACCCAAUUCAUUGGGAAUCAAAGGAGGUUGCUCCUGUGACAACACUAAUGACAAAGAAGUGGUUCCUAGGAAGUCCAAGGAUUUUAUCUUCCCAAGCCCACCAACUGGGGCGUCGAAGAAUAGAACACGUGGCUUGAAAGAUAUUAUGUUUUUAUGAUAUUAAGUUCAGAUUUCCUUUUUCUUGGUGGAUUGAAGCAAAAAUUCAGGUGAUUUGUUUUUCCUCUAUUUUCCUUGACAUUCAAAAUGAGCUUAUCCUCGUGUUGUGCUCCCUAUCUGUUAUUAGUUUGAUAGGUUUUAUGGAGAUUGAGUCUUUGUAAAAUCCAGUUGAUGGAAAUGCACAGAUUGGGCAGGUUAAAUUGCGUAUUUAAGCUUUCCUUUUA
Messenger RNA from Neltuma alba, 4157 nucleotides. RefSeq names its product disease resistance-like protein DSC1. Gene Ontology annotation, molecular function: ADP binding. Lineage: Eukaryota; Viridiplantae; Streptophyta; Magnoliopsida; Fabales; Fabaceae. The transcript has 5 exons. The record is from RefSeq and is a predicted model, not a curated record. Gene Ontology annotation, biological process: signal transduction; defense response. Bases 503 to 3934 code for a protein of 1143 amino acids.